This is a messenger RNA of Loa loa (African eye worm), 1038 nucleotides long. RefSeq lists its product as hypothetical. The transcript has 5 exons. Lineage: Eukaryota; Metazoa; Nematoda; Chromadorea; Rhabditida; Onchocercidae. The record is from RefSeq and is a predicted model, not a curated record. The coding region runs from base 1 to 1038 and encodes 345 amino acids.
AUGGAAUUCGUUAAUGGAGAUCGCCUCAGAUUGGUCGUAAAUGAAAAAGGGCUUUCUUCUGCUGACAGUGUCGGCAGUUCUUCCUCGGAAAUUUCGGCAAGAAUUGGAAGCAGCAGUUCGGACAAUGCGGAAAGAAGUGAAACCAUUUUCGAAAUCGUGCUUGAUGAAAUGAAACAGAAAGGGUUUGAACGCAUUAGACACAAAGAUGGUGAUGCGCGUUGGACAUUUCAUCAUCCGGAUUCAGUUCUUUUUGUUGAGAUCGAUUUUCGUGUUUACAAUGACCGAUUAAUGAAGUAUGUUCACGCCACUGCUAGUAUCUAUCAUCCCUCCGGUCGACAGUUUCUAGAACCAGUUGUUUUAGAGGAGAAAAGCAGUGAUUUACAAAAAAAGGUUUCCGAGUGCUUGAUUUCACCACUGAAGUUGGCGUUACUUGGGCAUGAAAAUCCAUUUCUGCGUUUGCUUGGAACUGGCGUAGUAGCUCAAUAUUUGUUCGAAAUGUUGGAUGCUAAGAGUAUUUUACGAUUAGAGAGAACGAAUAAAUAUGCUCUUAAAGUGUGCAGAGGUCAAGCAAUGGAAAGAAUUUGGAAACUUUUCUGUGAAAGGGAUUUUAGAAAAGGUAAUUAUUAUGGUUUUAAAAUCAUACUUCUUCAGUGCUGCUGCAUUAAAAAAGAAUCGUAUCGCGAAGCAUACAAAAGAUUGUACGUCCGGCAUGUACGAGAGCUUAAUUCUUUGCGAAAUCUGCUAGAACCUGAUUCUCACUCUGAUGUUCCUAUUCGUAUAUCUUUUCCAAAUCCACCACACAGACCGGAAAACCCUGAUCCUGAUAUUCCUGAAGGCCCAUUGCAACCUCUAUCUCGUAAUCCAUUUAUGCCACCCUCAAAUCCCUUCCCAUUUUCUGGUCCAGUAAAUCCUCUUGAUCCCUUAUAUGGUCGAGAAUUGUUACCAAACCGUCCUGUUAGACCUAGCGGUAUUCCAAGAGUGUUCCCACGUGGUCCUCGUACUCCAGAUCAGGGAAAUAUGUAUCAUGAUUAUAUAUAA